AUGCUGCACACGCAAAAAGCUGCAGAAAACAAGUCCAACAAUUCCAGUGGCCUCUUCUCUCAUAUUCUUGUCUCUUCCAAGGCUGGGCCAACCAAGAUGGUUCACAAUCAUAGCUUGACCGAACUCAUCACUGGGCCGAUUCGGAAGGCUACCUCUCGAACCUCAACCCCAGUUCAAUCCCCAGUCGCAGGCCACUCAACGACGAGUUCGCAAACCUCGCCCAGGCGCAAGUCACAAGGUCAUCGCUCCAGUGAUGAUGAUUCCCACCGCAGUGACAGCUUGGAGAGGAAGGCACGGAAGGAGGCCGACAAGCUCGAGCGCCGCUUGCAGGAACAGGAACUCAUCGACGCAAGGCGCCGGAGCGAGGACAUGAAGGCUCGCGAGCAUCUGGAUGAAGCCACUCGUGCUCGCUUCGGCGAAGAUGUCGUCUUCAGGGAACUGACACCCAUCGCCCAACUCGUGACGCUGCCUGUCGGAUCCGAGGUAACAUUCCGCGCUCGGAUACAUCACCAGCGCGACAUCUCCAAGGCCCUUGACUUCCUCCUGCUCCGGGACCAGACUCACUCCAUUCAGGGAGUCCUUCAAGGCCCUCCCGAGAUGGUCAAGUGGGUGCAGCGGCUGCAUCCCGAGAGCAUCGUACAGAUCACCGGACAUCUACAAUGUCCCAAGGAGCCAGUCAGAUCAGCCACCCACCCGGACCUCGAGGUCCUCAUCGACACGAUCCACCUGGUUGCGCCAGCCAAGAACCUCCCCUUUAGCAACUAUCAACCACCCGAGUCGCUGCACCCCCGACUGACCAACCGCGUCCUUGACCUGCGCCACCCGGCAAACCAAGCUCUGUUCCGCGUUCGCGCAGCUGUCACGCGCACUUUCCGCUGGACGCUCGACCAGCAAGGUUUUGUCGAGAUACAGACGCCCAAGAUCAUGGCGGGAGCUACCGAGAGUGGCGCCGAGGUAUUCAAGGUUAAUUAUUUUGGUCGCAGUGCCUACCUUGCACAGAGUCCGCAACUCUCCAAGCAGAUGGCUAUCUCGGCCGACUUCAAGCGUGUGUACGAGGUCGGGCCUGUCUUCCGUGCCGAGAAUUCCAACACUCACCGGCACCUGACAGAAUAUACCGGAUUAGACAUUGAGAUAUGCAUAGACAAAAGCCACCAUGAGAUCAUUCGCGUGGUUGACCGUGUACUCAAAAACAUCUUCGCCGCCGUCCACCGGAUGGAAGAGCUCAAGGCCAUCAGAGAGCGUUGGCCAAGUGAAGACCUUGUCUGGUUGGAAGAAACUCCCAUCCUCACAUUUCCCGAAGCGCUGCAGAUGCUGAGGGAGGAUGGGAACCAGGACAUUGAAGAAAAUGACCUCUCGACAAGGGACGAGAGCAGAUUGGGUGAACUUGUCAAGGAAAAGUACAAAACCGAUUACUUCAUCUUGGACAAGUUUCCCGCCGUCGCCCGGCCCUUUUACACCCACAAGGAUGACCACGAUCCAAAAUGGACCAACUCGUUUGAUAUCUUUGUUCGCGGCCAAGAAAUUUGCACAGGUGGACAGCGAAUCCACAAGUACGAGGAGCUGCGGCAGAGCAUGACUGACUCUGGAAUCACUGGGGACGGUAUGGAGGAAUAUCUUGCCGCCUUCGAGUCUGGAGCUCCCCCACACGGAGGCGCUGGCCUUGGUCUCGAGCGCAUCAUAACUUUUAUGCUGAAGCUGGGCGAUGUGCGAAAUGCCGCGCCGUUUCACCGCGAUCCCAAAAGUUUGCCCUACCGCCCGCCGGGGCUCCCUCAUCCGGAGGCUAGCACCAGAAGGCGCAAGUCGGCACAGGUGUUCUCACAACCAGACACCAAGGAGGGUUUGCAUGGCACCGCGACCACUAAUGAAACCAACCCCGGCACGGAAUGUUCGGAGACGAGCCCCAAGGCUAGCGCCGAGACCGAAUAUCCGCCGUUGGAGAAGCUUAUCGCAAACUAUGGCGACGCUACCAACACGUCAUGGCUCGACGAUAGGUUCCAGAUCUGGAGGCACUCGCUGACCGGCGCAGCAGUUGGCUACGUCCGACAGAGCAAGGACCUCGUCAUUAUGACGGGCAACCCACUGUGCGAUCCGUCACAAUAUGCAGAGAUCAUCGGCGCUUAUCUAGACUUCGUGAAGAACACCCUGAAAUGCAAACCGAUCUGGCUGCUCGUAUCUGAAGAAGUCCAACGCAUCCUAGCCAAUGAGCCGCACAACUGGCGUACGAUGACCUGCAGCGAGGAGCAACGCAUCCCCGCAGAUGAUCAGGCUCGCCGUGGACUAAGCCGGCCUGGAGCGCAAAGGAGCGCACGCAGGGUGCAAAGGGAGGGUAUUCGGCUCCACGAGGUGCGACCUGAAAAGGAUGAAAACUUCAAGCAGCGUGCAAACAAAGCCAUCGAGGAGUGGCAUCGGGCGCGCGAAGGCAAGAAGCAAGUCCACCUCACAGAGAUUCGACCUUGGGUGGACGCGGACCAUCGGCGCUAUUUCGCGGCGGAGCGUGAUGGCCGGGUGCUGGGCCUCGUUGUGCUGCAUCGCCUAGCGCCCCGGUAUGGGUGGCAGGUCAAGUGGGCGCUCGACAUGCCAUCUGCACCCAACGGUACGAUCGAGGCGCUGGUGGACCUUGCGCUCAUGUCAAUUUCGGGCAGUCCUGCUACCUUUGGGGUGGACGCCUCGGAAAAGCUGGUCCCCGUCGCACAUAUCGGCGGGGCUAAGACAAAGAUUCUGACCAGGGCGUACGAUGCGUUCGUGAAGGGAGCCGGCCUGGCACGGAAGAAGGAGUUCAGGGAAAAAUUCGGCGUUGUUGGAGAGGCGGUCUUUAUCUGUUAUCCCAAGGGCGCCAUGGGGAUGGGUGAGAUUCGAGAGGUUCUCAGGGUCAACCUGACGACUCAGAAGCGCCUUGCCGCGUCCGUUCUGGACUGUGGCAAGAACAAGAUCUGGCUGGACCCCAACGAGGUGUCCGAGAUCAGCAACGCCAACUCCCGCCAGACCAUCCGCAAGCUUGUCCAGGAUGGCCUCAUCAUCAAGAAGCCAGUCACCAUGCACUCAAGAGCACGCGCUCGGGAGCUUAACCUCGCCCGACGGAUCGGCCGGCACCGUGGUUUCGGAAAGCGCAAGGGUACCGCAGAUGCCCGUAUGCCGACUCAAGUCGUCUGGAUGCGCCGCCAGCGGGUUCUCCGUCGGUUGCUCGUCAAGUACCGCGCUAGCGGCAAGAUCGACAAGCACCUUUACCACGAGCUUUACCACUCCGCCAAGGGUAACACCUUCAAGCACAAGCGUGCGCUUGUUGAGCACAUCCACCGUGCCAAGGCUGAGAAGCAGCGCGAGAGGCUGCUCAAGGACGAGAUGGACGCCAAGCGUGCGAAGACCAAGGCUGCCCGCGAGAGGAAGUUGGAGAGGCAGGCGGCCAAGAGGAACGCCCUUGCCGGCGAGGCCGAGGAGUGA
Molecule: messenger RNA, 3438 nt
Organism: Pyricularia pennisetigena
Lineage: Eukaryota; Fungi; Ascomycota; Sordariomycetes; Magnaporthales; Pyriculariaceae
Exons: 6
Coding region: 1-3438 (1145 amino acids)
Biological process (GO): aspartyl-tRNA aminoacylation; translation
Cellular component (GO): cytoplasm; aminoacyl-tRNA synthetase multienzyme complex; cytosolic large ribosomal subunit
Molecular function (GO): ATP binding; structural constituent of ribosome; RNA binding
Source: RefSeq, a predicted model, not a curated record